Molecule: messenger RNA, 1142 nt
Organism: Rotaria sp. Silwood2
Lineage: Eukaryota; Metazoa; Rotifera; Eurotatoria; Philodinida; Philodinidae
Source: the annotation of a GenBank genome assembly
CGGUAAUGUGACCAUUUUUUUUCAGUGCACACCCACACCCUUACUAGUGUUUACGGAAAAAUUGUAACGAUGAAAACUGCUUCUCCUCCUUGCAUGAAUCAAAUUUUGUAAGUUUUAUUCACUGAUUAAAGUAUCAUAUUAUUUUAUUAUUAAUUAUUCAAAAUUUCAGCUGAUGUAAAUCAACUUGGUAGAAAAAUUACUUAUUUUGAAACUAGUAUAAGUUUCACUAAACGGAUGUAACCUUUUAUGUUACACUUUCUUAAAAUCUUAUUUACAAUAUAUAUUGAAAACUUUCAUAAAUUAUUUUUUCAUGAUCUUUCUUCCUGUCGAUCCUGAAAUCUAUUUUACAAGUUCGAAAUAAAAGACAAGCCGUAGAAACUUUGAGCCACGUUAUGUUUUGCUGUAGACAACAUUCAGAUUUUUUACGAAACACUAGUAAGGGUGUGGGUGUGCACUGAAAAAAAAUGGUCACAUUACCGAACCUCUGAGAGUUGCGUAGACAGAAAAAAGGGUUUGUGAAGAAAAAAAGGGUUUCGUACAAUAUACGAAACCUUUAAAGAUUUCGAGUUUUGCAACGAAUUCUGAACCUUUUUGGGUUUCGUACCAAUCACUAAAAAGCCCUACCGAACUUUUAAAAAAGACUUUUCGACCGAUGACAAUUAUUUUGAAUGGAACAAAGGUUUUUACGAAACCCCUUCGAGGGUUUAGAAUUUGUUGCAAAAAAGGUUCGGUAUAUAACCUUCUUUUUUAGUGUGGGUGUGGGUGUGAAUGCGGUAAAAAAAACACCCACAUCACUUAUGCAAGAUAAUAUUGAUGGUCAUCAUAUAAAUUUCGAUGGUUCAAGUUAUUUACAACUUUUAUCUACUAUUAUACAAUCAAUAGAUCAAUAUUUUAAAGAAAAUAAUAAUAAUAAUACUACAUUAAUGAUUGAUAUUCAACAAUGGAUUAUUACAACAUUAAAAGUAUCAAAAGGGUCAUCAAAUCAAGAAAUUAUUUUUUCAUUUAAAUUUUUAAAUGAAUCUACAUGUCAAUUAUCAUUACCAAUGAAACAAUUUCUUUUCGAUGAAUUAAUUAAUGUUUUAAUUGAAAAUAAUAGUCGACUAAAUCGUAAGAAAAUUCAUCAACAAUUUAAUGAUAUGUGA